Molecule: messenger RNA, 1768 nt
Organism: Ctenopharyngodon idella (grass carp)
Lineage: Eukaryota; Metazoa; Chordata; Actinopteri; Cypriniformes; Xenocyprididae
Product: gastrula zinc finger protein XlCGF8.2DB-like
Exons: 3
Coding region: 305-1378 (357 amino acids)
Biological process (GO): regulation of transcription by RNA polymerase II
Cellular component (GO): nucleus
Molecular function (GO): DNA-binding transcription activator activity, RNA polymerase II-specific; RNA polymerase II cis-regulatory region sequence-specific DNA binding
Source: RefSeq, a predicted model, not a curated record
GGAAAUGCUCUUUCGCGUUGUUUUGCCUUCUACUAUGAAAUGGCAGAAGAAGACAGAAGACUGCUCCCUGAAUGCGGACAAAUAUUGAUGUCUUUGUAUCUCCCGUAAAUUGUCAUUUGAAGCUCAUUUCAUUGGUGUCAACAGACUGAGGCAAACUAGAUUUUCCCCUUUUCCACGGAUCCUUUCACUCCCUUGCGGCACCUGCAAGAUAUUGACAUGAUAGAGUUAACGUUUAGCACAUGCUACUUUCUUCAAUUUACUCAUAUUUGUUUAUUUUUCCAUCCCAGUUGAAUAACUUUUUAUCAUGUUCGUUUCAGGUCUGAUGGAAGCGAAAGAGGAACUGAAUGAGGUGGAGGAGAAACAUCACCAUUCCGCCACUGGAGAAAAACCUUCAACUGCCUCGCCGCCGGAAACCUCUUUCUCACGGAAAGCCAAGAAGUCUUUCACCUGCCCUCAGUGUGGAAAGAGUUUUGCACGGAAAGCGAGACUCGAGCGGCACAUCAGAAUUCACACCGGAGAGAAACCCUUCGCGUGUGUCGAGUGUGGCAAGAGUUUUGCGUGCAAAGCCAGACUCGCCAGGCACAUCAAAACUCACACCGGAGAGAAGCCGUUCACGUGCGAUUGGUGCGGAAAGAGUUUGGCAUGCAGAACGAGACUUAAGAGGCACAUGCAAACGCACACUGGAGAAAAGCCUCACAUGUGUCUGCACUGCGGGAAGAGCUUCGCGUGCAACGCUAACCUACAGAGGCACAUCAAACUUCACACCGGAGAGAGGCCGCACACGUGCCCGGAGUGCGGGAAGAGCUUCAUACGGAACGAGAAGCUCAAGAGUCACAUGACCAUCCACACCGGAGAGCGACCUUAUGCGUGCGAUCAGUGCGGGAGGAGUUUCCGACACAUCAACGGCCUCAAAGAUCACCAGCUCUCUCAUUCCGCCGUGAGGUCGUUCAACUGCGACCAGUGCGGUAAAGAGUUCAUCACCGCGUCAGCGCUGAAGAGACACUUCAAAGUGCACUCAGGCGAGAAGCCUUACUUGUGUCCUCUGUGUGGAAAGACUUUCGCACGGGUGGAUUGUUUUAAAAGGCAUCAGGAGGUUCAUAGCGGUGUGAAGGAUCACGUGUGCUUUGAAUGCGGGAAGGCUUUUGUUACGGCCGACCAGCUCAAACAGCACCAGAGGAUUCACGCUGGAGAAAAACCUCACAAGUGCGCGCUCUGCGGGAAGAGUUUCAUUCGUUUACCGCAGCUGAUCGCACACGAGACGGCGCACCGAGAGAAGCCGCACCUCUGCGCUCUGUGUGGGAAGAGUUUCAAGCAAUCACGUCAUCUACUGAUUCACGUGAAAAAGCAUCAUCCGAUCGAAACACUGAUUGUGGAGUGAGACUUUUGAACUUCAUUGCAUGUGUAUGAAAUCAGGUGACUUUUGUCACACCAGUAAUGCUACUGUGUAAUCUGUUUGCAAAAAUGUGUGUCGGCUCUGCUGAAAAAUCCAGUUGGUCUUAGCUGGUUUAAGCUGGAAGUAGCUGGUUUAAGCUGGUCUCCCAGCCUCCCAGUCUCCUAGCUAACCAAAACCCCUCUAAAACCAGCUAUGACCAGGCUGGGAGACCAGCUUAGACUGGUUUUAGCUGGAUUUUUUCAGCAGGGAUUGUGCUGCUGAUUAUGGAUGAAAUUGUAUUUUUAUUUAAAUCAAAUGGUUUCAACAUUGCAUCUGAGUACUGUAGUGAAUAAACUCUAAGUGUGCUUGUCUUCAUUAAAAUAUUUUAUAGGAGUA